Messenger RNA from Lentinula edodes (shiitake mushroom), 273 nucleotides. RefSeq lists its product as uncharacterized. Bases 1 to 273 code for a protein of 90 amino acids. The transcript has a single exon. The record is from RefSeq and is a predicted model, not a curated record. Lineage: Eukaryota; Fungi; Basidiomycota; Agaricomycetes; Agaricales; Omphalotaceae.
AUGUCUGCAAUCACGAUAACCUACACCGUCCAUCCUCCUAUCGAAUCAGUCUCUCCUGACGAGUUGCCUACUUCUCGUACAAUUGAAGUGCCAAUCAAUGCCUCACAGGAUGGUGGAAAUUCGUAUUACAGCGUCCUACACGAAGCCUUGGAGAAAGCUAUAAAUGAAAUUGGAGCUGAUUUGACGAUCUGGAGAGAUGCCGUUGGGAAACUGGAAAUGAGCAAAGAGGCAAAGAAGAAUGAUGUCGGAGAAGAGGAAGAAGACGAGGGAUGA